This is a messenger RNA of Closterium sp. NIES-65, 903 nucleotides long. NCBI's taxonomy places the organism in Eukaryota, Viridiplantae, Streptophyta, Zygnematophyceae, Desmidiales, Closteriaceae. The record is from the annotation of a GenBank genome assembly.
AUGGCACGCAACGGCUCCCGGGAGGGGAGCGAGGGGGCAAGCAAUGAGAAUGACGAGGACGACGCUGAUGAUGCGGACGAUAGUUGGAAUGACGAUGACGAAAACUACCUAUCGAACUUGCUGUCCGCACUCAACGAGGAGGAGGCGGAAGACAACAAACGGGUGCGGGGUACGCGGAGGGACAUUGAGGUCCCUAUUGCGGAUUGGAACAGGCUAGGUGUAGAUGACACGCCGGCCGCGAAACAAGAGAUGUGCUACGGAAUCCUCUACGGUGUCUCUGAGGCCACGCUGAAGAAGUAUCACGGUUGGGCCAACGAGUACAAGCGGUUCAUGGCUCACGAGUUGCCUAAACUAAACGCGGGUAGGUUUGGUGAUGAGGCCGCGUUGAGAAACGCGAACCCCGAUGAGAUAGGGGCCGCGCUCGAACAGAACAUGGGUGGUGACUGGAAGAUGGCGGAGGGCGACGAGCAGUGGUUCCACGGCCGUGAGACGAAUCCGUGGCGCUUACGCAAAUACGUGAACUUCCUCGCGAACGAGACAGUCGCGCAGGCGGACAGGAUGGCCACACUCAAGCGGUCAGAGAAGACCUUGAAGAAGAGACGCCAGUGCACCCCGGCAAUGCUGAUGGGGCGUCUCAAGGCUUUGAACCUGCUCAUCAAGCUGGACGGGGCCAUCUUCAGGAAGCCCGUUCUGAACUUGCUACGCGACUUUGCGGAGUGUCGCAUCUGGGUCCGCGUUCAAGUACGCGACCAGUACAAGCGGUUUAUCGCGGAACAUAUGGAUCGCCAUCGGGGCACGGCCGCAGACACGUACACCCCGGACGAGUUCAAGCAUAUGAUGCGGAAGACCAGCAUGGACGCGAUCUUGACCAGCUUCACACUAGCCAAGAAAGCAUACACGUAG